Messenger RNA from Rhipicephalus sanguineus (brown dog tick), 462 nucleotides. RefSeq names its product ctenidin-3-like. The transcript has 2 exons. Bases 157 to 393 code for a protein of 78 amino acids. Lineage: Eukaryota; Metazoa; Arthropoda; Arachnida; Ixodida; Ixodidae. The record is from RefSeq and is a predicted model, not a curated record.
CACAGACCACGCCUAUGCUGCCAAAACGGCACUGCACCGGCGGCCGCUGGUAUAAAAAGUCUUGGUUAGUCCGUGCUCGGUCGCAGAUCAGAGGUGCAGCUCGGAGGACUAAAGUUGCUUCCACUCUUGACUGUGAUUCGACAAGGCAUCAUCGCCAUGAAGUCCGUGUGCAUUGCGCUCCUACUGCUGGCCGUUGCGGCCGUGGCGUACGCUGGAAUCUUCGGCGGUGGAUUCGGACGAGGCGGCUACGGAGGAGGCGGCUACGGAGGCUUCGGUGGUGGUGGCUACCGUGGAGGCUACGGCGGAGGAGGCUACGGAGGUUUCCGCGGAGGAUACGGCGGCGGAGGCUUCGGCGGCUACCGCGGCGGAUACGGAAAGGGAUGGCACGGAUAAACUCCCCGCCUGCUGGGGGCAUGCGCGCGCUUACCACCACGCGUGCGGCUUGUACAUUUUCAUCUCAGU